Molecule: messenger RNA, 645 nt
Organism: Salvia miltiorrhiza (redroot sage)
Lineage: Eukaryota; Viridiplantae; Streptophyta; Magnoliopsida; Lamiales; Lamiaceae
Exons: 1
Coding region: 1-645 (214 amino acids)
Source: RefSeq, a predicted model, not a curated record
AUGGCAAAACCCAAGGGAGGGACGGGCUCAGGAAACACCCAACCACCAAAGGGGAAGACUACCAAACCCCCACCACCGAAGCGAUCUACAAGUCGAACCACCUCAGAGGAGACCUCUACUAAGGUCACUGAAGACCCCUUGCUAACUAUUCAGCCCGAGGACAGAGGACGUACUGAAGUCCUACAGCAAGAGGAACAGGAGAUUGCAAGAGUAGCCGCCGAGUCAAAACAACCGAAGAAGCCGGAAGAAAAGGAGCCUAAACUCACGCCUCCUACAAAGAAAUCGAAGAAAGCCCAGACGGGCAAGGCAACUCCAGCGCGAUCCAUUAUCGCACCACCACUUGUUCAAGCCCAACCUCAACCGCAAAUUCCCGAGACCUCCAUGCAGGAGGGAAAACCGCUUCCGAGGAUACGGAAGAAGAAGAAGAACAAGAGAAGGCGGAAGAGGAGGAGGCUGAAGAAGGAGAGGGAGUUGAGGCCAUUCAAGAGGAGGAGGUGGAAGUCCCGACACCACAAGGAGGAGGGGUCAAAAGGAAGCUCGAUGUUGCGAAGCCUCCACUGCCCGUUAAGGCCAGACCAGCACCGGCAGGCAGUAAGACCAGAACUAAAGGCGAAUAGAGCCGGAGAUAGAGGAAACCUACUGUAG